CAUUGAACAUGUAUGACAGAAACGUUUUUUAAAGUGGCUUUCGAAUGGCAAAACCUAGAUCUUUACUUUAUUUUUUGUGGUGUAACUACCCUUAUUCUCAGUGUUUUAGUGUUUUUCCUCCUGUCUUUCAAGUAUGGUUUUCAGUGUCUACAGAACGCACUCCGAGUCUCUUGGGCAACCUAUCAGUUGACUGACACUGACCAGUGAGAAUGUCACAUCAAUAAAAGCGGUUUAAGCCACAGAUUGUCUCCAAUGAACUUUUCAAUCUUUUCUAAGAAUUUAAAACCCUUCAGUCACCAUUGAUUUUGUUCAUGUCAUUCCUCAAUGUGGCAGCAGCAAGCAUUCGUCAUUGACGCUAAGUUCAAUGCACACAGAGCCCAAAAUCAUCCAAAUUUCAGAACCUUGUAUAUUCGUAGAAGAAACCAACUUCUCCGAGAUUAUUCCAGACCAGAUGAGAAUGGUUUAAGAAGCCAGUAUUUGAAGCUAAGAACUCAACUUUUGCAGCAACGUUACAAUGUAGAUUCCAUUAGCACAAGUCGAAGUAUCAGUGCCCGAAGCAGUAGCAGAGUGAGCUAUAUAAGCGAUACUCCGGAAAACAACUAUGUGCUCACAUGGGACAGUCUCUAUUUUGCAUCACCACCCUCAGACUCAAGCUCAAAUGUUAUUCCAACUCACCAAGCUGAGGCAUCCCGUGCCAUUGUUGGGGAUAACACGAUUGCAGAAAAUUAUGCCUUCGUUGGCGUACACCAUAUUUUUGACCAGCAUCGAGCUGCAGUGACGAUGCUUGCUUUUGCCCACAACGAUAGAUCAAAACUGGCUUGUGCAUCGUAUGAUGGAACGGUCUCAAUUUGCAAUGUAACCGCUUCUCCCCCGAUCGUUGAAAAUAUUUUCAAAGAACAUAAGUCUGCUGUUACUGGUUUCGAUUGGUCGGAAUCGAAUGAUCUCUUGGUGAGCUGCUCCGUGGAUGCAACAUUAGUCCUGUACGAUGUGUCUCAUAAAAUCUCUUUAAGGACCAUUCCUGAGCCUUCAAACCAUAGCAUUUUGUCAUGCCUUUUCCAUCCUAUGAAUAAUAAUUUAGUAGUGAUUGGAAAUAAUAGUGGCCUAGUGUCUGUUGCAAAUGUUUCAACAGGAAUUUAUGUUCGCGGCGCGGCAACCAAAGUUGAGGGUAGAAUUCUUUGCCUCACAUUUGAUGCAAGUGGCCGAUUGUUAUGGGCUGGAAAUGACAAGGGUGUGAUCACAUCUCUAAUCUGUGAUAGGACAGGCAGGAUAAACAAAGGCAAAAGAAUAGUGGUUGCUGAAAACUGCCCGAUAACAUGUUUAAGCUGGAGAGCAUGGAUCAGCCGAGAAGCAAGAGACCCAACGCUCCUCGUCAAUUGUGCUGCAAAUGUAGUUUGUCUUUUUAGAGUAAGCAGUCAAGAUGGCAUGCUAAAACUGAGGAAGAAAUUCUCCACUCGUCACAAAAAUCCAUCUUGUAUGGUCCGAUCUACUUUUUGUCCAAUCAUGUCUUUCAGACAAGGUGCAUGCGUAGUAACAGGGAGUGAAGACUCUUGUGUCUACUUUCUGGAUAUAGAGAGAGAAAGCAAGCCAGUGGUAAAUAAGCUGCAAGGACAUGCAUGCCCGGUUCUCGGAGUGAGUUUCAACUAUGACGAAUCUCUGUUAGCUACAUCGGAUCAGCAAGGAUUGGUGAUAAUCUGGUCACGAGAAAAACCUAGUUCAAAAGCAAUAGAUGCAAGUUAGAGAACUAUCCUUCAUUUUUGAAAACUUCCAAUGACUCUCAGUAUUAAGUUUGAUGAGUUAAUUUUUUAUUUUUCCAAUUCCAAUUCCCCAUUUUUGUUGUGUCCAUGAUUAUGGAUGGAGCGCUUAUGUGUAACUAUUAGGGCAGUCAAUUUACAUUUUCCUAGGAAAUGAGGUCUGAACCCUUUAAUUAACUGAUGAGGGGUUUUUUUUUGUUGUGUGUGAGUCAAGUGAUGACGUCCAACUGACGGUUUUUAGUCAUUUAAUUUUGGAGCUAUGUGAUUGGUCAAAAUGCAACAUACUUUUGGACCACUUAAGAUUCAGGAUUUUAUUACUGGCACUUGAGAUAUGAGAAACUGAUCUGUUACUAACGAGAAAUUUAUCUAUCUAUGAUACCAUCCAGAAUCAGUUUUUAGAAAGAUCUUUCAACACGUUCCUCUCUACCUCCUUCCACUUCUGCAUAUAUAUUUUUCAUCAACCCAUUUCAAGUAUGUCUGUUAUGUCCACAUACAUAUCAAUUUGAUAAAUCUGUCGUUUCAAUUUAGCUUUUUUCAAUUUCAUUGAGUGUGGAACUAUCUUUACGCCCCCACGUCUAUAGUUUUAAUGGAACUUUAACUGUCUCACCAGUAGUUUUUCUUUUGAACCAGACACAGAGUAUUUUAAGGAGCAAUGUUAUGAAACUCACUCGCAUUUUGAUCCUUUUUUUGUAUUUUUGAAGUGCAACUUCCAAUUACCUAAAAGCUUCCUUGUCAACAAAUCUGUAGUUUAAUAUGACUCCAUUUUAUGAUAAAUAUUGAUAGUUAAAGUUGAAAAAUGAGUCUUAUAAAUUGCGAUGUUGUAAGUUUCUGCUCAUGUUUUUAUCUUUUUUUUCCCACAAAUUUUAUUGAAAUUUAUGAAAAAGAAAUAGCAAAUGAAAAACGUUUCUGAAUGUUUCUGGGGGGAAAAAGGGAAUUCGAUUUUUUUAUACAUGUCGUCCGUGAGUAUUAGUUUGUUGGUCCUGGUACUGGCAAUGCUUUCAACCUUUUUCGAUGGAAACACUGGGUAUAGGGUGCUGGCAGCUCUGGGUUGUCAAAUUCCAAAAUCUCAACUUAUAUUUCACUAGCUGUUAGAAGAACGAACGCAUGUAUUCUGUUGAAACUUUCACUAAAUAUUCCUAAUGAUUUUACAAAAUUCAAAAGAAAGUUUACCAGUAACAUUUUGCGAUUUUUGCAUCUCUUUUUAAAUUAGGGAGAUUCUAAAAUCCUGCGCUCAACCCUUCACUUAUAACGAUGGUCCAAGUGCGAAAAGACGUAUCUCCAUUGCAGUGUUUCAAAAUUUCCGCUACUAUUUUAUUUUUUUUUCAAAAAGAGAAAAGCCAAUUUUAUAGUUUGAAAUUUAUACAGCACAUUCUUUAAAUAGAGAUGAAACAGCAAGGAAUUUUAAAUAAAUUGAAUUCACUAGUUUUCUAAAGAGAAAUUAAAAUAUGACAGGAAGCCUGCAACGUCGCAUACGGAGA
Messenger RNA from Bemisia tabaci, 3229 nucleotides. The record is from RefSeq and is a predicted model, not a curated record. Lineage: Eukaryota; Metazoa; Arthropoda; Insecta; Hemiptera; Aleyrodidae.